This is a messenger RNA of Orcinus orca (killer whale), 3736 nucleotides long. Its product is annotated as olfactory receptor 13C3-like. Gene Ontology annotation, cellular component: membrane. Lineage: Eukaryota; Metazoa; Chordata; Mammalia; Artiodactyla; Delphinidae. Gene Ontology annotation, molecular function: olfactory receptor activity. The record is from RefSeq and is a predicted model, not a curated record. Gene Ontology annotation, biological process: G protein-coupled receptor signaling pathway.
UCUUAAGAGUAUAUGAAUAUUGAAUUUUCUCUAAAACACAAAAGGAAUAUGUUCUUGUCAUUUUCCAGUUUGGUAUGCCAAUCCACAUAAUAAGGCAAAAGAAAAUCCAUUUGUAUCAGAAAUAUCUGGAUAAUCUGCCAGCUCAGUGUAGAUUAAAAACUUGCUACUCAAGUGCUUUCAAGACCUGUUGCAUAAGUGUAACCCUGGGCUGUUACGAGAAAUGAAGACUCUCAGGAGCUGCCCCCAAAACCGAAACAGAAUCUAAAGCUUUUCAAGAUAACCAGGUGAUUCAUGUGUAUAUAAAAAUUAGUGACGCUGUGAACCACACUUGAUCUGAGCCUUGAGCUCUACUUCACUGUUUACUAUGAGGUUAACCUUGGAAAAAUUUCAUGUUUUAAUAUUUGAAAAAAUGGGAGUAAUAUGAACAAUGAUUGUAUUUUGUUAAGCAUAAAGUAGUAGUACAUAUACACAUGUGUAUACCUAUUUAUAUAAAAUACUUAAACCUUCUUGCUGUUUUCUUAGAUUGACUUAAGUGAGUAAAUUAUGAAGAUACAUGCUGAAGCCACAGAAUGAAAAUAAGUUAAGAGACUAUGUAAUACUCUCCAAAGACUGUGUGUGACAUUCAUGUGGAUCUGAUCUAUGCAAUGGUCUUGUCACAGGAACAGUCACACAAGAUACUAAGAGGAGCUGGAAUGAGAUCAACAACUAUCUACAUUUAAACAGAUGUUAAAGUUCAGUUUAUGCUAUUCAAUUUAUUAUUAUUAAUGUCUAUUAAAAAAUUAAAGUGCCUAAUAUAAAGUAUGCAGUGUCAGGUGUAGAAAGAAAUAUGAACCAAAAACAUCAAAGUUGCUGUGAAGUUUUGACCAUCAUGAAUUGCAGAAUCAUAUUUCUAGUCCUUGUUGAGUAGUCUCUUGCCAUCUCCACUGCUUACUUUCUGGGGUAGAUGAAGUCAGGCUUAUAGUUGCUAAUUAGUCAGGAGUUUUAGAAACCUCAACCAAGGAACAAGACUUCAACAGCAGAAAAGGUUACUUCUGUAUGUUUACUUGAUCAUAGGUAGAUCUUCACAUAUUGGCAAUGGGCAUAGGUACUUCCAUCCUUCCCAGUUUUAUUGUAUUCUAGUCCUACACGUUGUUGAAGAUAGCUGGAUGUCAGAGUUUCAAGCAAACACUCCUUAUAAUUCAUUCUUAAAAAAUCAAUUGUUCAGGUAAUAUGUAACAUGUAACAUUUGUUUCUUGGCAGUGAAUAUAUUUUAUAUUAGAUCUUCCUUUGACAUACUGAAAGUGGAUGACAUGGAUAAAAUUAACCAGACAUUUGUGCUAGAAUUUCUUCUUCUGGGUCUUUCUGGAUACCCAAAGAUUGAGAUAGUUGACUUUGUUCUAAUUCUAAUUAUGUAUCUAGUGAUUCUAAUUGGCAACGGUGUUCUGAUAAUAGCAAGCAUCUUUGAUUCCCAUCUUCACACCCCAAUGUACUUCUUCCUGGGAAACCUCUCUUUUCUGGAUGAGCUUAAUCUCAAAAAAAGGAACAUUUCCUUCUCUGGAUGUGCAGUGCAAAUGUUCUUAGGAUUUGCAAUGGUGUCAACAGAAUUGCUUCUUGGCAUGAUGGCUUUUGACUGCUACGUGGCCGUCUGUAACCCUCUGAGAUACCCCGUCAUCAUGAGCAAGGUGGUGUAUGUACUGAUGGCUUCUGUGUCAUGGCUGUCUGGUGGAAUCAACUCAGUUGUGCAAACAUCUCUUGCCAUGUGAUUGCCUUUCUGUGAGAAUAAUGUUAUCAAUCAUUUCCCAUGUGAAAUAUUAGCUGUUCUCAAGCUUGCUUGUGCUGAUAUAUCCCUCAGUAUUAUCACCAUGACAAUAUCAGAUAUGGCAUUUCUAAUUCUUCCAUUGCUGAUCAUUUUUUUCUCCUACAUGUUCAGCCUCUACACCAUCUUGAGAAUGAACUCAGCCACAGGAAGAUGCAAGGCUUUUUCCACCUGUUCAGCAUAUCUGACUGUGGAACCAUGUGAAAUAGGUAUUCAUCUGCUUUUGCAAAUGAAGAAUCUGAGCCUGAAGGAAGAUUAGCAACUUACUCAGGAUUUUACAGAGCUUAAAAAGACACAGACAUGAAACUACCCAAGAAUAAUUUUAGAAGAAUAUGACAGAAAUUAACAAAUGCAAAAGAGAAAAAUUCACACUGAGUGUGAAGUAUUGUCACAGGCUGGGUUUCUCCAGAAGGUGACUGUAAGACUGAGUUUAGUUUGCUGAAUGCUUAUCAAGGAGCUUUCCUGGGGACAAUCCCUGUAGAAGGGACGAAAAGGAAAUAGGAUUGAGCAGAGAGAAAGGUCAAGCUAAGAAUUAGGACCAGUGACAACCUUCACCUACUCCAAAAGUUUCUCCGGAGCUCGAAUACCGCUUAAGAGUUGUCCUGAGUUUGGCCAAGAUGGCCAGGCCUCUGUACAAUUUUAUCAAUCAUUCACUGGAUGUGAUUCCCAAACCUUGAGCAAGGUCACUCCCUGCAGCUAAGAUCAACCCUGAAAGAGCGGACAGCUGAAGCCUGUCAGCCAGCAGCACUUCCAACAAUUGGGGCCAUAGUCCUGCACUGAAGGGAGAUCCGGGGGGACAUAUCAUAGUGUCCGCCAAAUCCACCCUUUGUGCAAAUAGCAUCCAAUUUCUCGAUAAACAAUCUGCAAGCAACUUCCAUAGGAUUCUAGCAGACCUCUCUUCUUAAAUGAACUUUAUAGCGGAGGAAAGUUAGUGGGACAAACUACAGCCCCUGCAGCGGAUCUCAGAGCCACAGCUGGUACUCAUUGUCUCCCUCACAGCAGACCAGCACUCUCCAUUCUAGAGGCACCAUCGGUAGCAAUAUUAGCUCACUCAGCAGUGGUAAGUAAAAAUCCAUAUUCUUGGGCACAAGCACGUACCCCUUUGCACUGUGUGCCUCUUGUGGUCAGGUCCUGUGAACCAGAAGAGUCAGGGAUGCGGGGCUGCCGAGACCGAGAGCACCCAGGUGUUUCUCAUCCCAGGACUCCCAUGCCGACCCUCAGCCCCCACUCUAUCCCCGAGAUCCUGCAAGACUGGGCUUCCUCUAGGAAGAGUGGUCGUGGCGGCAGCACCUCGGGCCCGAUUCUGCCCUUCUCUGAGCCUCCCUGACACCUAGCGCGUCCCACCGCGUCCUCUCCCUGCCCCUCCAGCAGGGCCCCUACUUACUCCCCGCUAAGCUACAAAGCGCACCCUGAGGGCUCCUGUUUGCCUUCCUGGGAAGCGCCACACUCCACCACAUUGCCCCCACCAGGCCCUGGGCCCGGCCCUCAGGUGCCACUUGGGUUAUUCAUAAGAGGGGAACGUUUGCUGACGGGGAGGCUUGGGAGAAGGAGCCAGCUGCCCCACCGCGGGGUGCCGGCGGUAGGGCUGAGUCAAAAGGAAGAGCGGUGCUCAGACGCCAUUCUGGGGAAGGCUCGAGGAGCAGGCAGCGACGGUCUCCUGGGACGAACUCAAGACCCCUCGCAGCUGCUGGGAGGAGAAGCUGCCCCGAGGAUGCUCUAAGCCCGUGCUGUUGGAUUGCUGCGGCGGCAUUUGACCCUGCUAGAGGAAUAGUUUCACAGGAUUGGCGCUACUUUUGGACAGUGGGGGAAACCUGUACUCUAUUUUUCAAAAUCUUUCAAAAAGGCAAGUGAAAGAAAUGAUAGAAAUGUGAAGAGCUAACAUGAUCAAAAAUGUUGUUUUUAUUUACACCAAAAAUAAGAAAGGAGUUGGAAAAGUCAUUC